GCGGUCCGGCAGCAGGAGGCAGCGGGGAGGCUCCGCCGGCGGCCCCGCUCGCCCGUAGCUCAGUGGGGCAUGCCCGGCUCCAGGAUGCCGGCCUGGGGGAUCCUGCCCAUCACGCUGCCUGCCUUCACCAUCACCGGCAUGUGGAUCGUAUAUGCCAUGGCACUCUCCAACAACCACAUCUGCCCUGUCCACAACUGGAAUUACAAUCAGUCGUGUGACAUGGACGGCCCCAGCUCCUGCUGCACGCUGGAUCACAUCCCCCUCGUCAGCAAGUGUGGCACCCUGCCUCCCGAGAGCUGCUUCUUCAGCCUCAUCUGCAGCCUGGGCUCCUUCAUGGUCAUCCUGGUGGGACUGCUGCGCUACGCCCACCUCCUGGAGUGCCUGGGGCCAUCCCUGCUCAACACCCUGGGGCUGGCCACUGGCUGGGUCUGCGCUGCUGGCCUUACCAUGGUUGGCAACUUCCAGGUGGACCAUGCCAAGGUGCUGCACUACAUUGGGGCAGGGGUGGCCUUUCCGACCAGCAUGCUGUUCCUGCUCCUGCAGUCCAUCCUCACCUACCGCAUGGCCAAAACCCGAGGGCAGUACUGGACUGGCCACUUGCGAAGCAUCCUCACCACUGUGGCCUUCGUCACCCUCGUCUUCAGCGGCGUGUUCUUCAUCCAGGAGAGCUUUGUGCUGCAGCACGUGGCUGCUCUGUGCGAGUGGAUGUUCAUCAUCGAUGUCCUGGUCUUCUACGGCACAUUCACCUUUGAGUUUGGGGCCAUCUCCACAGACACCUUCCUGGUCCUUCUGAAAGCCAGCCGGGCUCCCAAAAGUUACAAAGACGAGAGCAGCAUGUCCAGCACAGCCCACAUCCACAGCCACGUGGAGGGCUUGGCUAUGGCCUGACCCCCACAGGAGGCAGCUCACAGUGGAGACUCCCAAACUGGGUUCUGACAAUAACUCCCCACCUUGAAUGUCUCUGAGACCCCAGCUGCCUUAGGGUGCUUGUGUGUAUGUCUGUGUGUGCACAUGUGUGCAUGUGGUGCCCUCCACUCUUGGCAGGAGCUGUGCCCAGGACUCCUCUGGCAGCUGGUGCCCUGCAGGAGCUGCCCCCUCCCUGCCCACAGGAUUUGGGGUCACUGUUGGGGUGCAGGGAUGCCAACCUGAUGCUAUCAGCAGAGCCAGGAUCUGUCCCAGAGCCUCUGGGGUAGCCUUGUCUGAGUCAGGGGCUGCUGCAGGCUAUCACACAGAGGCCCCCUUCUGUAAGUGUUGUGCAGGAACAGGGGGCUCACUCUUCCCUCACCACACAAACCUGGUAUGCUGGGAGAGGGGGAGAUCUCUCUUCUUCCCUCCUCCACAGGGGUACGGUUCAGCAAAACAGGCCUGUCAAGUAGGACUGUCAGAGGAGCCAAAAACCCAGAGUGCCUUUUCCCUUCCUUAGGAAGUUACAGCAGUGCCGGUCUGUCUGCACCCCCAGUCAGGAUGGCAGCAGGGGGUCUCUCCCUGCCUGCCUUCCUGGGUAGAGGCAGUGCCUCACACAGCUACAGGAUGACACCAGCAGCCCUGGCUGGACUCUGCUGGGCUCUUGAGCUCUUGCUGCUCAGGGCCUCACUGGCCUUCAGUUGAUGACUUUCCUGUCAUUUUUUUCGGCUUUGAGAAUUGCUGAGGCAGGUUUCACCUGCUGGGCCAUGCCAUUCCCGUGCUCCCAGCUAAUUUGGGAAGUGAGUCUCUGAAUUUACCGUCAUACCAAGGAUGUCUUGCAGGCACUGUGCCUGCAGAGCAGUGGAUUUCCCCUCUACCGCUGCCAACCGCAGCUGUCCCAUAGGGGAGCGUCCCAUCCGGGAUGGACAGCCACCAGCCCUCCCACCCAGGGAGCACAGGCACAGAAAGGGGAGGCACUUCUGUAGGAACAGGUAAGCGCAUGCCCUGCUCUGCUGGGACUCCCAAAUCCGUCCGCUGGUGCCUUGGCCAGCACCUGCCUGGUGGGAGCCCAUCCUGCUCAGUCUCUCAUCCUUAGGCUGAGCUGCAGCCCGGGGUGUCCUGGGCAGGGGGGUGAGUGUUGUGUGGUAUG
Molecule: messenger RNA, 2053 nt
Organism: Empidonax traillii (willow flycatcher)
Lineage: Eukaryota; Metazoa; Chordata; Aves; Passeriformes; Tyrannidae
Gene: TMEM150A
Product: transmembrane protein 150A
Exons: 7
Coding region: 70-888 (272 amino acids)
Source: RefSeq, a predicted model, not a curated record